Messenger RNA from Funneliformis caledonium, 153 nucleotides. Lineage: Eukaryota; Fungi; Glomeromycota; Glomeromycetes; Glomerales; Glomeraceae. The record is from the annotation of a GenBank genome assembly.
AAGAAACCUUUCAUUUCAGCAAUCAACAAAUCCAAACAACUUGCAUGGGCAAUAGAAAAAAGACAUUGGACUUUAGAAGACUGGAAAAAGAUAGUUUGGACAGAUGAGUUGACAUUUUUACAGAUUCAAAAAUCCAGAUGGGAAAGAGUAUAG